AUGGCUUUCACAGCUUCGUCUCCUUCUCCCUCUUCUCUGCUUCGCGCUUCGUUCUCUUCACACGAGCCCAAAGCUCCAUGGGCAUCUUCUGUGAGUCAAUCGGAUCAAUUCUCCCUCACAUCGACAGCCGGGCCCUCUUGCCAGAUACCAUCGUUGCUAAAACCCAUUUCUGCCGAAAUCCACAGGACCAAAUCAGUUGUUCCACUUGCUGCAAAUGUGGCUGCUGCAGAGGUUGACAAUAACAAUGUAGCAGAAGACUAUGAAAAACUGGCCAAAGAGAUGGAAAACGCUUCCCCUCUUGAAAUUAUGGAGAAGGCGCUUGUCAAAUUUGGAAAUGAUAGUUCAAUUGCCUUCAGUGGAGCUGAGGACAUCGCCUUGAUCGAGUAUGCCAAACUAACUGGUCGGCCUUUCAGGGUAUUUAGCCUGGAUACUGGGAGGCUAAAUCCAGAGACGUACCAGUUUUUUGAAACUGUUGAGAAGCACUAUGGCAUUCACAUUGAAUACAUGUUCCCUGAUGCUGUUGAAGUUCAAGGACUGGUGCGAAGCAAAGGAUUAUUCUCAUUCUAUGAAGAUGGCCACCAGGAGUGCUGCAGAGUAAGGAAGGUUAGGCCUUUAAGGCGGGCCCUUAAGGGUCUCCGUGCCUGGAUCACUGGGCAGAGAAAAGAUCAGUCUCCUGGCACAAGGGCUGAGAUUCCGGUUGUCCAGGUGGACCCAUCAUUUGAAGGAAUCGAUGGUGGAAUUGGCAGCUUGGUAAAAUGGAAUCCUGUUGCCAAUGUAGAAGGCCCUGACAUAUGGAACUUCCUCCAAGUCAUGAAUGUUCCUGUCAAUCCUUUGCACUCACAAGGUUACAUUUCAAUUGGAUGUGAGCCAUGCACAAGGCCAGUUCUACCAGGGCAGCAUGAAAGGGAAGGAAGAUGGUGGUGGGAGGAUGCUGAGGCAAAGGAGUGCGGCCUCCAUAAAGGAAACAUAAAGAAAGAAGAGGCGCUACACCUCAAUGGCAAUGGAAAUGGGACUUCAGCAACAAAUGGGAGUGCAAAUGUCCCAGAUAUCUUUAACAGCAAGAACUUGGUUUCCUUGAGCAGGACUGGGAUAGAGAACCUGACUAGAUUGGAAAACCGAAGUGAACCUUGGCUUGUUGUGCUUUAUGCACCCUGGUGCCGAUUCUGCCAGGCAAUGGAAGGAUCAUAUAUUGAGUUAGCAGAGAAUCUAGCAGGGACAGGAGUGAAGGUGGGUAAGUUCAGGGCUGAUGGGGAACAUAAAGCAUAUGCACAACAAGAGCUGCAGUUAGGGAGCUUUCCAACAAUAUUGUUUUUACCCCAAGCACUCAUCAAAGCCCAUCAAGUAUCCGUCAGAGAAGAGGGAUGUUGCGACAUUAUUGGCUUUUGUGAAUGCCCUCCGCUGAGAACUUGA
This is a messenger RNA of Prunus armeniaca (apricot), 1410 nucleotides long. The record is from the annotation of a GenBank genome assembly. NCBI's taxonomy places the organism in Eukaryota, Viridiplantae, Streptophyta, Magnoliopsida, Rosales, Rosaceae.